AUGGCUGAAUCACAAUGGAUACCAUUUUCUUUGGCAAUGCAACAGUCUCGAGCACGUCUAAAGGCUCAACUGGAGGGCACAGAAUGCCAACCUCUACACAUGAUAAUUAAUGGGGAAGGAGGCUCAGGAAAGAGCUGGCUGAUUGAACAUAUCGUGAAAGACCUGCAUUCUGUAUUCUAUGGUAAUGGAACUGAUCGCUUGGCCCAGCGUGUUUUACUCCUAGCGCACCAAGGAACGGCAGCGUUCAACAUCAAGGGUCAAACGCUCUGCUCUGCGCUCGAAUUUGGCUUCUUUUUCUAG
Phytophthora nicotianae INRA-310 is the source of this 300-nucleotide messenger RNA. RefSeq lists its product as hypothetical. The coding region runs from base 1 to 300 and encodes 99 amino acids. NCBI's taxonomy places the organism in Eukaryota, Oomycota, Peronosporomycetes, Peronosporales, Peronosporaceae. The record is from RefSeq and is a predicted model, not a curated record. The transcript has a single exon.